GCUCCUCCGGCUCUGUGCUGCCCGCUGCGAAGAUGGUCGGCGGCGUGUGUGCUCGCAGGCUGGCCCGCCGGUCUCGGUCCGCCCUCGUCGUAGCCCUCACGGUGCUGCUGGUGCAGACGCUGAUCGUGUGGAACUUCAGCAGCCUCGACUCCGGCGAAGACAGCCGGGGAGACGCAGGCUCCAACGUGCGGGAGAAGAGGGACCGUGGAGCGGGCAACAAAGCCGCCGGCAGCGACUAUUUCCAGCAUGGAGUGCAGCGGCAGCGGCAGCGGCGGCAGCAUCUCCCGCCGCCGGGAAGAGGAACAUCUCGUCACAUACAGCAGCCGGAUGGAUACUACUCCCAUCGGCCAAAGGAGAAAAGCAGAGUGGACAGCAACAAUGAGAACUCUGUACCAAAAGACUUUGAUAACAUAGACAAUAGUAACUUUGGUGCACGCUCGCAGCCGCAUCGGCAGACCGCCGGGGCCACCAGCAGGAGGCAGCAGCGAGAGCAUCUGCAGGAGAAGGCUCGUGCCCAACAGCACAUCUGGCGUGACAACUCUCCCAACCUGGUUCGCAGCUCCAAUGAAGUGCUACCUUUAAGCCACCAGCCACUGGCAGUCGCCAACAACUCACGCCCUGGUGGUCAAGUUGUGGUCACAGGAGGGCCACGGCAUCGUGCCUCACAGGCCCAGCACAGGCAUCAGCACCCACACAGAAAGCAGGCGACUGCAGCGCCCCUGGAGGUGACCUACGAUCAACCACCCAAGUGUGAAAUCAGUGGGAAGGAAGCCAUCUCAGCUCUAUCCAGGGCCAAGAGCAAGGACUGCAGGCAGCAGAUCGCAGAAGUCUACUGCAGACACAAGGAGGGCCAGUUAAUGCCUGAAAAGGUCACUCGGUCCUGCCCCUUAGAGGGGAAAGCCAAUGCAGUCAUCCAGUGGGAUGAGGACUCUGCAGAGCGCUUCCCAUCAAAUCCUGUGCGAAUAGCAUUUGUCCUGGUGGUGCAUGGACGCGCCUCCCGUCAGUUUCAGCGUCUCCUCAAAACCAUCUACCACACGUCCCACUACUACUACAUACACGUGGAUCAGCGCUCCAACUACCUCCAUCGGCAGGUAAAAGCCUUGGCUGCUCAAUAUCCCAACGUGAGAGUGACACCAUGGCGCAUGGCCACCAUCUGGGGGGGGGCUAGUCUCCUGACCAUGUACCUUCGAAGUAUGGCUGACCUGUUGUCUAUGAGGGACUGGAGCUGGGAUUUCUUCAUCAACCUCAGUGCUGCUGACUACCCCAUCAGGACAAACAACCAGCUGGUGGCCUUCUUGUCCAAAUACAGAGACAUGAACUUCAUCAAGUCCCAUGGCAGGGACAAUGCCAGGUUUAUCCGUAAACAAGGUCUGGAUCGUCUCUUCUAUGAGUGCGACACCCACAUGUGGAGGCUUGGUGACCGUAAAAUCCCAGAGGGCAUCUCUGUGGAUGGAGGAUCCGACUGGUUCCUUCUGAACCGCAUGUUUGUGGAAUAUGUCAUCAACUCCAAGGACAACCUGGUCACCAACAUGAAGCGCUUCUACGCCUACACUCUGCUGCCUGCCGAGUCAUUCUUCCACACUGUGUUGGAGAACAGUGCCUACUGUGAGAGUAUGGUGGAUAACAACCUGCGCAUCACCAACUGGAAUCGUAAAUUGGGCUGUAAAUGCCAGUACAAGCACAUCGUUGACUGGUGCGGAUGUUCCCCUAAUGACUUCAAGCCUGUAGACUUCCACCGCUUCCAGCAAACGGUGCGUCCCACCUUCUUUGCCAGGAAGUUUGAAGCCAGUGUGAACCAGGAGAUAGUGAACCAUCUGGACGCUUACCUGUUUGGACCCUUUCCACCGGGGACCCCAGGCCUAAACUCGUACUGGGAGAAUGUGUACGACGAGCCAGAUGGUGUGGCCAGUCUGUCGGACACACAGCUCACCUACUAUCAUUCCUUCUCAAGACUGGGCUUGGCCCGCGCUGCCGCCUCGCUGCAAGGCAACCCAGUGGAUCACAGCUGCAGGUAUUUCCCCAUGGGCCACCCAGUGUCCGUGCAUUUCUACUUCCAGUCUGACCAGUUCCAGGGCUACCUUGUCAGGCACCACGCCACCAACCUAGCAACAAGCAAGCUAGAGACAAUGGAGACCUGGGUGGCACCUAAGAAGAUCUUCAAGUUAAACACUCCUCCGAAAAGCACAUUCAGCAGGUUGCAGUUUGCAGAGAUCGGUACAGAGUGGGAUGCCAAAGAACGAAUUUUCCGAAAUUUUGGCGGCCUUAUGGGUCCCAUGGAUGAGACGGUGGGAAUGCAGAAGUGGGCAAAAGGCCCUAACGUGACAGUAACAGUCGUGUGGAUCGACCCAACCAACGUCAUCGCGGCCACCUACGACAUUCUUAUAGACGCCACAGCUGAGUUCACCCACUACCGACCACCACUCAACCAGCCUCUGCGUCCUGGAGUUUGGAGUGUCCGCAUCCUGCACCACUGGAGCCCUGUGGCUGAGAUGCGCUUCCUUAUCGCCCCUUUGGCCUAUAAUAAGCAUCAACCUAUACGUCAAGAGGACACUCUGAAGCUGCACAAUGGGCCAUCCAAGAACAGCUACAUGGAGCAGAGUUUCCACGGCCUCAACCCAGUGCUCAACAUCCCCAUCAGCCUGGGCUACGUGGAGCAGGCCAAGAGAAAUGCUGCCCUGACCGGCCCAGAGCUGGAGCACUGGGUCGACAGCUUAGUGAGCGAGCUGUGGCAGACAGCAGAUAUCUGCGCCGUGGGCCAGACCGCCUGCCCCAUCAUGCAGGCCUGCCCCAAGAACCCUUGGAGUUCCCUCAGCCCCGACCCCAAAUCCCAACUGAGAUCGCUGCAUGCUGAUGGGCACAUCAGGUCAUUUCAGUGACACUUUAUGUAUGAAUUUUACAAAAGAAGUCUCAAAUUUGUGUGAAUGAAGGUCCAUUAGUCGCUAUUUAUUUUAAAUUGAUAUUAAUACUGAUACUUUUAGUCAAUGACUAAAUAUUUGCGACGCUGCCUUGGCAGCAUGAUAAAUGGUUAUUUUUUUGUUGUUUUUAUUUAGUUUUUUAAAAACUGCCUUUAUUUACAAAGGCCAACAACCCGAACAUGUACUUUACCUUUAUACGGCCCGCACCAAUGUGUCAGUAAGUGUUGUCGUGUCAGAAUAGAUCUUCUUUGUUUGCCAAGAGAAAUCAACUCUUAACCUGAGAGGUUAAAGGUCAGCUACAAAGUGACCUCACCAAAACAGAGAUGGUGACCUCAAAAAUUUGGAAGAAUCGUUGUUAGGAGAAGCUGUUCAGUGUCUACUGCUUCCUGUGAGUUUCAGAAUACUCGUGAGUGGUUGUGGUCUUCAUGCUGUGACAAUGAUGUACAGAUUUACGUGAAUAUUAUACUGCGUCUUCAUUGCAAAAAUGCAUAUUUAGCUCUGAAGCUUUCCAACUGUAUCGACAUUAAAAUUAUUUUAGCUGUCAUCAAGACAACCGGCGACAAGUUCAUGACCAGGGGAAGUUCCACUUCAACACACUGAACUCCUGUUCUCAUUUUAAUAAUAACAAUCAUCCAUCCAUUUUCUGAGCCGCUUCUCCUCACUAGGGUCGCGGGCGUGCUGGAGCCUAUCCCAGCGGCCAUCGGACAGGAGGCGGGGUACACCCUGAACUGGUUGCCAGCCAAUCGCAGGGCACAUACAAACAAACAACCAGUCGCACUCACAGUCACAGUCACACCUACGGGCAAUUUAGAGUCUCCAAUUUAUGCAUGUUUUUGGGAUGUGGGAGGAAACCGGAGUGGCCGGAGAAAACCCAUGCAGCCACGGGGGAGAACAUGCAAACUCCACACAGUCGGGGCCGGGGAUUGAACCCGGGUCCUCAGAACUGUGAGGCUGACGCUCUAACCAGUCGUCCACCCUGCCGCCUAAUAACAAUCAACUACAGUCAAUUAGAUUUUAAUCUGUGUCUGUCAAGAAUAUUAAGCUACCAUUCAGGCUAGUGUUUUUUUCAAAGGUUCAUUUAGAGAUAUUACUGUUCAUUAAUGUCAAGUUCACCUUGCCCCUCCCCUUAAAGCACACACCCCUCCCUCGCACGCCAACACUAGAGGGGUUGAUUUCCAAAGGACAAUUUGUGGCUCUCCAUUGGUCGGCUCCUGUUGCUACUGUUUAACGCAAGAGUACAAUACAGUGUUCACAACCAGUACUCAAUACAUUGCAUUGCCCACACGUAUGUAUGUAAAUUUGAUGGAAGUUUUGGUGAAAGGAGAAUUAUAAUAGGUGUAACUUACUGUCAGAUUCCUAUUUUGUAACACAAAUGAUCAACAAUGAAGCAAGUGUAUAGUGGUAUUUUGUACUGAACUAUUGUGUAAAAGAUGUAUGUGUAAAUACAUAUGUGGUUAAAUGGUAUUGAUUGUGGGCAAAGAGAGUGAUUUCUUUUGUUUUUUGAUCAAAGUACAUAACCUCUUGGGGGCUAUUUGCCUCUCAGAGAAAAUCUCAUGCCGGAUUGUUGUUGUUCUUGCUUGAAUGUAUGUCGAGCAACUGUUGCACAAAUUUCUCGGAACUCCACCCAUCAUUUUGUGUCCUUUAUGGUGUUCUUUCUGGGGAGGCUCUGUGUGCCUUAGCUGACUUAUCGAACCUUCUCAUAUAUUUUGUUUUUCUUUUUUUCUUUUUUUUUAUACCUGAUGUAAUGGUGAAUAGCAGACUGGUACUGCAACACACACAAAAAUGUCUGCUGUUGUUGUAUAUACUGUAUCAUCAGGCCUUCUGUCCUUAUCUGCUUUUAGUUGUCUUCCCUCGGGGAGACGUGUUUUGUUGACCGUGACUGGCUUGUCUUACUUUUCUCUUGACUGCUUUUUUAAAAUAAAAUUCA
This is a messenger RNA of Phycodurus eques (leafy seadragon), 4842 nucleotides long. RefSeq names its product xylosyltransferase I (gene xylt1). The transcript has 12 exons. Gene Ontology annotation, biological process: heparan sulfate proteoglycan biosynthetic process; chondroitin sulfate proteoglycan biosynthetic process. NCBI's taxonomy places the organism in Eukaryota, Metazoa, Chordata, Actinopteri, Syngnathiformes, Syngnathidae. Gene Ontology annotation, molecular function: protein xylosyltransferase activity. The coding region runs from base 33 to 2876 and encodes 947 amino acids. Gene Ontology annotation, cellular component: membrane. The record is from RefSeq and is a predicted model, not a curated record.